Molecule: messenger RNA, 2088 nt
Organism: Thunnus maccoyii (southern bluefin tuna)
Lineage: Eukaryota; Metazoa; Chordata; Actinopteri; Scombriformes; Scombridae
Product: RNA-binding protein 38-like
Exons: 5
Coding region: 64-888 (274 amino acids)
Cellular component (GO): cytosol
Molecular function (GO): RNA binding
Source: RefSeq, a predicted model, not a curated record
CGCGCAGUGUGCGCACGCAAGACGCGCCUAGCGAAGCUUAAAGACUUGGCUUUUUUCCGGGACAUGAGACAAGAGGGUCCAAGACACCUGUCAGGAGGACUACACAUCCAACAGCUCCGCAUGAGUUCGCCGCUGUUUUUAGGUCAGCUGGUAGGGGUUCCUUUAGAGAUAAUGCACCCCACCAUGGAGAAAGACACAACUUACACCAAGAUCUUUGUCGGCGGGUUGCCUUAUCACACCAACGAUGCUUCACUUCGGAAAUAUUUCGAGACUUUCGGGGACAUCGACGAGGCGGUGGUGAUCACCGACAAGCAGACGGGCAAGUCCAGAGGAUACGGCUUUGUGACCAUGGUGGACAGGGGGGCAGCGGAGCGGGCGUGCAAAGACGCGAACCCCAUCAUCGACGGCAGGAAGGCCAACGUGAACCUGGCGUACUUGGGAGCAAAGCCUCGUAGUUCGCAGACGAGUCUCUCUGUUGGAGUUCAGCAAGUCCAUCCUACGUGGGCUCAGAGGCAAUAUGGACUCGCCCAGCAGUACGUCUACCCUCAAGCAUUCCUCCAGCCCAGCCUGGUGCUGCAGUCUCAACUCAGCCCCACAGCGGCAGCCCUCGCCUCCCCUUACCUGGACUACAACUCCGCCUACAGCCACUACGCCCCCACGGGACUGGAGCAGUACCCCUACACGCCUUCACCGUCGCCCUCUGCUGGAUACCUCAGCUACAGCUUCUCCCCCGGCACGCCGGCACCCGCUCUUACCGCCUCGCCGACCCCUCCGGCUGCCCUCCAUCCUCCUCCUCCUCCUCCUCCGCUGGCUGCACUCAGCACAGUGUCUGCCGCCCCUCAGGCCUUCCUCCACUACCCGCUGCACCAGCCCGACCGCAUGCAGUGAGCAGCUCUGAGCGGAGCUGGAGCUGCCGGACUGAUGAGUCGGAACUGUUGCGCUACGACCUGUGCCAUCAUCAGGAUGAGACUGGAGAAGCAGGGGGAGAGUGUGAUGUAAUCAAAAGGGCUUUCAGAAAGCACUCUCACUCCUGUCUUUUUUUAUAUUAUUGUUGUAAUAGUUAAUGAAAAUGUUCUACUGCUAUUGUCAUCAGCAUACGAUCUGAAUGUUUUUCAUAAGUGGCAAACGUCAGGAACCGGAAUGAGAUGACAUGGUAAUCCUCUGGAAGUUUCUCUCUUACCCCUGGCCCUCAGCGCUUUCUGCUGGAGAGUGAACGGGUAAAGACAAUGAGAAAUACGUCUGUUUGACAUGAUGCUGCGGCUGCAGUUUCUCCAAAGGUACUGGGCUGAACGCUGGACAUUGGCCAAGCCGUGAGCCAGUUCCUCUUUCAGAAAUGCAGGUCCAAUUACCUCCUCUUCAAGGUUACCUUUCUGUCUACGGCCUUAGAGAUCUCUCUGUACCUGGUUCAGUUUGUGUUAGUCAUUGUUAUUAGUGUCUCAUCUCAAAUGAACAAAAUGUUUAUUUUACUGCCUUUUGUCCACCGCUGGCAAGUUAUUACACAGUGAUAAUCACAGUUUAACAGAAUAUGCAAUUACGACGAUGAAGGAUGAGCAUGAAUAAGGUAGACAACACUGGUAUAUUGUUUUCUGUAUUGCUACUGCUACAUCAUUACUCAGUGAAAGACCUUGUUAACACUUAAAACACAAUAUUCAUCACAUAAGGUUCCUGCAGCAACUUAGGCUAUUUCUGACCUGCAACUUUUGGAGCAACAGAGUCUAGAUCUGGUGUUUGUGAUACUUAAAUUACAUUGUUGUCAAUACAUAUCAAGUAAAUGUCAAGAAGUAUGUUGUUGCUGAAUGUGUAUGUGUGUUUUUGCUGUCUUUUUCUGUGUGUAUGCGAGUGAGAGAGAAAUAGAGCGAUGCAGUAUACGCCAGUGUCAGGAUCGAGCUCCUUUUCCAGCCCAUUGUACUGGUCAGAGAUGUUUCUUUGUUAUGUUCUUUUUUUUUUUCCAGCUACAGAAUACAGACAGAUGCUUUAGCAAAGAUAUUGAAGUCCCACCGUGCUGUGGCACCACCUUAGUAGUCUUAAACCAAGCCAUACAUCACAUUUAAAACAAAUAUGCAAAAUAAAAAGAAUAUUUCUAAAUAA